Molecule: messenger RNA, 387 nt
Organism: Cryptomeria japonica (Japanese cedar)
Lineage: Eukaryota; Viridiplantae; Streptophyta; Pinopsida; Cupressales; Cupressaceae
Exons: 1
Coding region: 1-387 (128 amino acids)
Source: RefSeq, a predicted model, not a curated record
AUGCAAGGUGAAGGUAAAAAGAUUAAGCCUAUCAGAUAUGGUCCCUUUGAGAUCUUGGAAAAGAUCGGUACCAAUGUCUUUCACCUUAAUCUUCCUCCAUAUAUGCAAAUUUACUUAGUUUUAAAUGUAGAAAAUCUGAAGUUUUACGAGCCUCCAAUGAUAUUGGAUGAAGAGGCUUAUGUUCAGGUUCCUUCUGUUGAUGACCUCUCACCUGAGUAUAUGUCAAAACUGCCCGAGGAUGUCAUUCUUGACAUAAAUGUCAGAUCUUCAAAAAGAGGUGCUAUUGAGUACCUUAAGGCUGGACGUAAAGGGAUGCAUCCUGGAAAAGCACAAUGGAUGGAGGUUGAAAGAGUGAGGGAUUUGUAUCCUCACUUACUUUCCGAGUAA